This is a messenger RNA of Zea mays, 2421 nucleotides long. RefSeq lists its product as uncharacterized. NCBI's taxonomy places the organism in Eukaryota, Viridiplantae, Streptophyta, Magnoliopsida, Poales, Poaceae. The transcript is spliced from 3 exons. The record is from RefSeq and is a predicted model, not a curated record. The coding region runs from base 198 to 902 and encodes 234 amino acids.
GCUUAUCCUCACGUACGUAGCUCCUGGAAUUCUCAAGAAGCCACCGUAGGUCUCUGGUGCCUAUCUCACAUCGUGCUUGACUCCCCACGUUCGAACCCCAUGACCAGCGCAGCUCGGCCAGGGCGCUGGAUCCCGCUGGCCAUGGCGCUCAUCCCUCCCUGCUGUUAGAUGCACAGAACGUCUCUAGCUCUCCAUAGAUGGCAGCCAGCUGCGCCCUCACCUCCUCCCAUGGUGACCUCGCCCAUGGCGGCUCCCCCUGCUCGGCGUACUCCCCUCUGCAGGAGCUCGCCCAGCCCCUCUCUGCUGGUGACCGAGCCAUCUCCCUGGACACACCCCUUCCCUUGCUACUUCCUAUGGUUGCCCUAGCCGACCUCUCCCAUGGCGUAGGAAACAGCAGCACCUCCCUCCAUGGACGUCCUAGGUCCUCGCCAUACUCUCCGUCGACCUCGUCAUCACCACGGCCACAACCUCUCUUCCGUCGUUGUGGAGACCCCGUCAGCCUCGCGUGCUGUCCGAUCCUUGCGUCGCGCCCAGGGAGGUUACAUGGAAGAAGAAGAAAAGCCCAGAGCGAUGCUCCCCAUGUGCUCGACGAAAAGCCAGAACGGGAGAUCAUCUGUUUUUUUUGUGGAAUUCGCGUCGAAUUUAUUAACGGAUGUUUGGGUGAAGAAGAAGGUUACGCCCCCUGUUCCUCCUUUCCAUGGUUCCCCACGGCAGCGGCAGGAAACAUCCCCACACCAGACGCCGAGAUCCAUGCCAGUGGCUCGAUCUUCCUCAACGUUGGCUGCCUCUCCGACCUCGCUGUGGACCUGCUGCUCACCGCCGCGUGUGCACUUUUUCCUCCGAGCAGCAGCCCCGGAUCUGCGCAGCCCCGGCCUUAUUAUCGACCUCAGUACGUUAAUUAAUCACGUGAUGUGAAGGACAAGAGCUGGAUUAAUCACAAGACGAUGUUGAUGGACGAAGCUAAAGUGGACGGAUCAACCAAGUGCCAGAAUGGGAGAUACUCACCAAGUGAUUAUCAUUUAACAACACUAACGUAGUGUUAUCCCAGGCAAGUCCCGGUGUAUUUGCCACCUCCUUGUUGUUUUAAAGAUUUUUAUUACUUAUCUGCUGCAUUAGGUGAUAGGAGUUGUGUGACUAAACAAUUGAUGCAUUACCAUUUCUUGGAAUUUGAUUAUCCUCCUUGCUACCUAUUUUAUAAAGAGAACUAAUGAGGCUUAGCCCUGCCUAGAAAAUUAAAACUUGUUCCUUUUUAAAAGAAUAUUGUGUAACACUGGAUAUGGGUUUUAUGAAAAAGAAACUUGCAGUAAUGAAGGCAUCACUCGCGAUGAUGAAUUCAUUAUUCAAGUAUUGUACCUCUGUCAGGUACAUGGUUUGAGUGUUAAAUAAUAAGAUGAGACCAGACGUUGAGCAGGAAAGGUCGCCCGUCUGUGUCGAUUAAGGACCGCUCCAAUUGUUGGCCUGCUGAUCUAGGACCCUUUAACUGGCCACAUGCCUCAUCAUGGGUAAGCUUUGCCUUGGUCGGACCAAUACCAGAACAGCUCGCAAGCACUGGGAGUGGAGAGAUGGUGAGAGUAGCUUGUACCCUCCGUGGCAAGAGACUGGAAGGUGGGGUGUUGUACUCUCGGAAACAUGGUGGGCACCAUGGCGAGAGUAACGUGUACCAACCAGGCCAACGGCUGGACGAUGGAGUACUGUGCUCUCGGGUCGCGUGAACCUGUUCUGGUCUUGAGACACCCGUGGGCGAGUUGACAUAUGCAAGGGUUAAGUGCUACAUAUGUCGUGUGGUUGGAGAUCCCUAGCUGGGUAUUAAUCGAUUCAGAUCACCGAACUUCUCGGAUAUGAAGACUGGAUCUUCGACACUCAUCGUAGAUAACAAGUGAAACUAAAGUUGAUAAAAGGAAGCUAGUGUAGGACAAGUGAAUGCUCUAGUAUAUGCAAAUCUAGAUUCAGGAAAAGUACUUAACUGGUGAAGUAAAAGCUUGGCAUAAGGAUCCACUACUAGUAAGCUAUUCUGCAAAAAUGAGUCUUUGAAAUUUGAUAAGCUUUACCUUGAUUCCCAAUAAACCAGCAUACCCUUGAGAGUCUUUUCUUUAGUCGGGUAAGUUUGCUGAGUAAUUGCGUACUCAGGGUUUUAUUCCCUGUUGUUUUCAGGUUAUAAUUUUGUUCUGUUGUGGAUGGUGCUAAGUGUCGGUGGGCUCGGCCUUCUUAUAUAAGUAUAUCCCAUCUUUAGCUUCUUUAUUGAGGAUUGUCACUUAAGCUAGCAUGUAUUUUAAAACUUAUAAAUGUUUUAUACAUUCAAAUUGUAAUCUUUUGAAUCAAUUUCUCUUGUAAUCACUCCGAUGAUAUAUUGUAAUAUUGCUAUAACUUGUAAAUGUUGUAACUUGUAAUCAUUUUGUAAUAAAGAAUUUAUUUCCGCUGCAA